AUGGCGUCGGUCGAUGAGAUUCUCGCCGCCAAGUAUCCGGCCAAAGCGCAUGCGCGCCGUGUCGCUCAGAUCCUCCAGGACAAGCAUGGUGAGGCCGGCGCUCUCUACCUCGAGGCGCAAAAAACUCGUCUGAUCGAGGACAAUGACGAGGCCAUGCCAUUCCGGCAGCGUCGCCCGUUCUUCUACUUGACCGGAUGUCUGGAGCCCGAUGCGUCAGUGGUCUACGAUGUCAAGAAGGACGAGCUGACGCUUUUCAUUCCUCCCAUCGACCCCGACUCCGUCAUUUGGUCCGGCUUGCCGCUGUCCCCCCAAGAAGCUAAGAAGCUCUACGAUGUCGACCACGUCCAGUACACUACCGAUGUCAAUGCUACCCUGGCCUCAAUCGCCUCCGCUCAGGGUGGAAAGACCUUGGCUUUCGCUAUUGAGGAGCAGGUUUCCGAGGACAUCAAGUUCCAGGGUUUUUCGACGACAAAUCUUGCCGUCCUGAAGAACGUGAUUGGGGAUGCUCGUGUUGUGAAGGAUGCAUAUGAGGUCGCGCUGUUGCGGAAGGCGAACGACAUCUCUGCUCUGGGACAUAUUGCCUGCAUCAAGGCCGCGAAGACUGCGACCAAUGAGCGCGAGGUCGAAGCUGCCUUCAUCAACACCUGUAUUGCUAAUGGCGCUCGGGAGAUGUCUUACCACCCUAUCUUUGCCGCCGGCGCGAACGGUGCUACACUCCACUACGUCAAGAACGACGAGAGCUUGACCGAGUCGGGGUCCCAGAAGCGCAAGGGCAACUUGCUCAUUGAUGCUGGUGGCGAGUACCAAACUUACUGUGCCGAUAUUACUCGCGUUAUCCCUCUUGCUGGCAAGUUUCCGCUGGAGACUCGCCAGAUCUACGAGAUCGUCCUGCAGAUGCAGGCGGAGUGUAUUGCUGUGUUGAAGGAGGGUGUUCUGUGGGACGAUGUGCACGUGUUGGCGCACCGCAUCGCUAUCAAGGGUCUGCUGAAGCUUGGUAUUCUGCAGGGCGAUGAGAACGAGAUUUUCGAGAAGCGUGUCAGCGUGGCCUUCUUCCCUCACGGUCUGGGUCACUAUCUGGGCAUGGACACCCACGACACUGGUGGCUAUCCCAAUUAUGCCGAUCCCGACAAGAUGUUCCGCUACCUGCGCGUUCGGGGCAACCUGCCUGCCGGCUCUGUGAUCACCGUCGAGCCCGGGAUCUACUUCUGCCGCUUUAUCAUUGACCCGGUCUUGCAGUCGCCCGAGCUGAGCAAGUACAUCAACACUGAGGUCCUGGACCGCUAUUGGAGCGUUGGAGGCGUGCGCAUUGAGGAUAAUGUCCACGUCACCAAGAACGGCCCUGAUAACCUGACCUCGGCCCCCAAGGCCAUCCUGGAGGUUGAGAGCCUUGCGCAAUAA
Messenger RNA from Penicillium canariense, 1398 nucleotides. RefSeq names its product aminopeptidase P family protein. Lineage: Eukaryota; Fungi; Ascomycota; Eurotiomycetes; Eurotiales; Aspergillaceae. Gene Ontology annotation, molecular function: manganese ion binding; metalloaminopeptidase activity. The record is from RefSeq and is a predicted model, not a curated record. The transcript is spliced from 3 exons. Bases 1 to 1398 code for a protein of 465 amino acids.